Messenger RNA from Mustela lutreola (European mink), 1293 nucleotides. Its product is annotated as ubiquitin-conjugating enzyme E2 G1. Bases 295 to 807 code for a protein of 170 amino acids. The transcript has a single exon. NCBI's taxonomy places the organism in Eukaryota, Metazoa, Chordata, Mammalia, Carnivora, Mustelidae. The record is from RefSeq and is a predicted model, not a curated record. Gene Ontology annotation, biological process: proteasome-mediated ubiquitin-dependent protein catabolic process; protein polyubiquitination. Gene Ontology annotation, molecular function: ubiquitin conjugating enzyme activity.
CGGCGGGGCCGACGGGCGGGCUGAGGAGGGAAGCGGGCGAGCGGAGUCCCAGUGCGCGCCGCGGCCGCCCGGGCGCCCUCCCCUUCCGGGCGUGAGGCGCUGUGCGGAGCCGAGCCGAGCGGACCCGCGCCGGCAGCGAGGCGCUGCUCCCGCCGCCCCGGCCCGGCCUGCCCCUGCUCCGGCGCUCCCGUCGCGGGGGCCCGCCCUCCUCAGCACCUCCGGCUCCCGGCGCCGCCGCAGCCCGCCCUCGGCCUCCCGGAAGCCCCGGCGCCGGCCCGGGCCCUCGGCGGGAGGAUGACGGAGCUGCAGUCGGCGCUGCUGCUGCGGAGACAGCUGGCAGAACUCAACAAAAAUCCAGUGGAAGGCUUUUCAGCAGGUUUAAUAGAUGACAAUGAUCUUUACCGGUGGGAAGUCCUUAUCAUUGGUCCCCCUGACACACUUUAUGAAGGUGGUGUUUUUAAGGCUCAUCUCACUUUCCCAAAAGAUUAUCCCCUCCGGCCUCCUAAAAUGAAAUUCAUUACAGAGAUCUGGCACCCAAAUGUUGAUAAAAAUGGUGAUGUAUGCAUUUCCAUUCUUCAUGAGCCCGGGGAAGAUAAAUACGGUUAUGAAAAGCCAGAGGAACGCUGGCUCCCUAUUCACACUGUGGAAACCAUCAUGAUUAGUGUCAUUUCAAUGCUGGCAGACCCUAAUGGAGACUCACCUGCUAACGUUGAUGCUGCGAAAGAGUGGAGGGAAGACAGAAAUGGAGAAUUCAAAAGGAAAGUUGCCCGCUGUGUAAGAAAAAGCCAAGAGACAGCUUUCGAGUGACAUUUGUUCAACAGCUAUAACUUCAUUAUUUCAGGGUCUCCAACUGAGAAACAUGGCACUGUUUUCCUGCACUCUACCCACCUAUUGCUGGACUUCUGUUGUAACAAGUUGGCGGACACUGGCUGGAGCUGGGCUGCAGUAGAACAAGCCAGUACCGUGCUGACAAGAGCCUAACAAGUGCCAACUUACAGGGGAUUGCGCAGUUUGAAUUCUCAUGAACUGUUUUAGCCUUCAGGAAGACUUGUAAAGACCUGUACAUAGCACAACAUGAUCCGGAUAAUAUAUAUACCAUUCAUGUACAUCCACCAAUACACCUUGUACCAAAUAAUGCUCUCUUGUAGUAGGACAAGAAUCGUGUAAAUUCUCAAAGAUUUUAGCAGGUUUUCUUUCCCUAUUCAUUGUUUCUUAUCAGUUUUAAAAGACUCCUUAAAGCAUGUCAGAUGAAAAACAAUUAGGAUUAAAAGUUUCCAUUUAAUUUCCUUUAAA